UGAUAGCCUUUAUAAAUAUCACAGUUAAAUCUUAAUCGUUAACGCUCAUAAUUGUGUAGGUUUUUAAUGAUAUGAACUAACGCUAUUUUACCGAUAAAGAAAAUCAUAUUCCUCAGGAAAUCCUCAGAGAAUAUUAACCUCCUCGCGUUCAGUCAUUUUCACGGGUGAAGAUUAGUACGCUGUAAUUUGCCAAGUGUACGGGUUCAACGACCCCUAGUCUCGCACUUUUGUUGCGUGACAUUUGCGUUUUGCCGUGUCUGCGUCUGGAUUUAUUUCCGAUUCCCUUUAUAUAGGACAAUAUUAUAAUUAAAGCCCACUACCGAAUCCGUUAAUUAAAACUUGCGGUUAUAGAAACAACCGCGGAUCCGACCGUACGUAGUUAAUUAACAUUCGUUGGUUAAAAUAAUAAAUAUCGCACUCCAAAAAUACGAGUCGGCUGUUUCCGAAGCCUGAAAUCAGAUAAUUAGAGGUCGGUGUGACCUCACAGCCGAGCGACCCAUCUCACGCCGCUUUUCUACACCUGUCUUUAUUACACUGGCCCGCCCGUGAAAUUUUGACAGCGGCCUUUUUACAAAAGUCAAAACGUUACACCACUGUGACACGCCACGAACCACACAAUCGAACUCUGAUUUAAAAACGUGUGUAUUUAAAACUGCGCGUGCUGCGUUUAACAUAUUGCAGAUUGAAAUCGGAUUCCGGCUACGCCCACUGUUUACAUCUGUGAAGCGUGUCGUCAUUCGAUUUUUAUUUUCACUGAAAGCGCAUCAUUUCAAUGUGUACUGAAUACUCGUAAAUAGUUUACAAAGCAAACGACAGACAAGUGAUUCGUAGAAAUGGAGUGCGGUCAGUUUAGAAAUGGAUUGAGAUGGAGCGCGUAUUCAGCAGCAUCUACCGAGUCUAACCGUCAGUCUGUAGUGAUCGAAGAGAGCUCAAGUGAUGGACAGUGCCCUGUUAACGACAACUACUUGAUAACGUUUCCCGACGACGACAGUGACAUCGACGAUCACAAUGACGAACUUCAUAAUCGCAGCUACGAGAACCCUCUUUUCGUCCCCGCGCACCAAGUUUUAAAAGACGCGAUAAGUAACGACACUCAAUUAAUGAAGAGUGAGGCAAAAAAGUUGGAGGAUUAUAAGUUUUGUGAGGCGGUCAACGACUUCGAUAUCGAGUUGGAGGCCGGGGACGCUGUGCCGAUCGUAUACCUGUCCUCCACGAGGGCCGCCAAACUACAGAGGGCGCUCAAACUCGCCGGAUACAAAAAGCUGGGGGAAGGGGUGGAGUUGACACUUGGCGAGCUGCGCGCCAUGGCGUUGCGACAGCAGCAGCAGAUCGACACGCAGCACCAGCUGCUCUGCGCCAAGGAGCAGCGGCUGCGGUACCUGAAACAGCAGGAGGCGCGGCAGCAUCAGGUGGCGGUCGAAGGCGAGCGGCUACGGCGCUUGCGCGAGCGCGUAGAGGCGCAGGAGUUGAAGUUGCGCCGGUUACGGGCGCUACGCGGCCAGCUGGACAGGAACAAGCAGGCGAAUAUCGCUCUUACCAGUGACCUCGAGUCGAUACGAGCGCUAUUCAAUGAGAAAGAGAAGGAGCUAUCGGUGGCCGUGGCGAAGGUGGAAGAGUUGACGCGGCAGCUUGAAGAGCUGCGCAGAGGCCGGGCGCAGCCGGCACCGCCGUCGGCGCAUGAGUUGGAUAAGCUGAGGCGAGAGCUGAUGUACCGAAACAAACUGAACGAGCAACAGAACGGCAGGCUGUCGGCUCAGCGGGCGGCCCUGGGCGCGCGGCAAGAGGAGAUGCGAAGCAUCGAUCGCCGCGUGUCCGAAUUACAGGCGAGACUGCUUCGGAAGCGGGCUCUCAACCGGCAGCUGGCGGCAGCGCAUCGGCAGCCGCAGCAAAGAACAUCGAAUCAGUCGUCAAUGCAGCAGUUGUCUGGGUAUCCUGGCGGACCGAAGAGUCAGCAAGCGAGGGGCAACGUUGCUGCGGUGGAACCUUACAACCAUGUGCCGCAUGCGCCUAGCCUCACGCAUAACUCUAAUUUCCAAGGGAUGAAGCAAAACGUAAUACAAAAUAAUGUGCCAUUAAAACAGCUAACGCAAAGUGAUAAUAUGCAGAGCCAUUUAACGCAACAAGAAGCACAUUAUCUACAGCAGAAGCAAAUGAUGAACCCGCUGUACAACGGCUACCCCCACCUACAAGGGCAAGAGUACCAGGGACAGUACCCCAAGCACGACGCCUAUAGUCACGUACAACAGGGAAUCUCUAACCCGUACGAUCAAAAGUCAAUGUUCGACCAUCUAAACAAAUACAACGAGUAUUCCAAACAACCUCAGUACAGCCCUAAUAGUACAAGUAGUUCUAACAGUAAUCAAAAUCAAAACGGGAAAGAACUCAAAAUUAACGAACAAGAGUUCUUACCCGAAUUUGCAGCCAGUAAAUCAGAUCCAAAGUACCAGACAUUGCCAUAUAAUACAAAAUUCCCUCAGACCGGUAAAUUAAAACAACCAGAAGUCAACGGAAAGAAUGAUAGUCAAGAAAACAAGAACCAAGCCAAUAUUAACGUAAACCAUAUGACAGUACAUUCUACGCCAUUGUCGGUUGUAAAUAAGAGUCUGGCAACCCCACUAAGUCAACACGAAACUACAUAUCAACAGGAGCAUGCAUAUCAAUUGCAGAAAUCAGAUUCUUCUAAUAGAUGUAACCAAGAGGGUAAAGAAAAUCAUACAUAUCAACACAAUUCUAGGCUAAGUCAGAGUAAUAGUCAAAGUAAUGAUGGCUCGAAGAGUAGCGGAGGGAAAAGUUUACAGGGUAACGCAAUGAAAGGAAACUCUCCAAGCUUCGCGUCCACUACGACCACUGCUAGCAGUUCUAUAGGAUUUGGAAAACCCGUAUCGAGUGUAGCCCCUACAUCGGUUCAGGUCUCAAGCGGGAAGCCAUCACCCAUAUAUCAAACAUCCUCCACAAAGAUUCAACCCGUCCAACCGCAAACCGUCCAAACCCAAAGCCUCGCACCCCCAUCUAAUCACAUAGUUAGUAACACGGUCACUUCCCAACCCCAGAUUGUGAGGAACUCCGCGUCAGGGCUUUCGAGCGGGACGGGCAGUUAUCCCGGUCAGAACUCCUCGCAAAGCAUCUUGUUGUCCCCUCCGCAAAGCGCUAGCACCCCACUGUCUACCCCCGACGUGAGCGGCGCCGACAAGUCUCCCAAACCUGCACUACCACCAAAACCAACGAUAAAGACUCCACCAAGGCAAUCGGUGAUCAACGAAGCUACUUUCAAUCAAGCCGACACAAACAUGCCCACGAUUCCUGUCCCGGACUCGUCCAACGACAGCGAAUCACAAAGUCAAAAAGAACUCAGUAACGGCAGCAGCAGUAAUGACAUGAUUAUAAAAGCACGUCCACUAACGAUUAGAAAACCCCCGUUGAGUGAGCAGCCUAAGCUAAGGAACCAUACCAAUUCUAAAAACGCGGUCAGCGUCAGCAUCAACCGCCGAAUCGAAAUGCCGCCGGCAUUUUUAUUCCCAGAAAUGGAUCACUUAACUUUAGAUUCAGUGCCUAUGGAAAUGCAGAACGGCCUAAAAGAGAAAACGAAAAGCAAGGAUGAGGUAGAUAAGCUAAUGAAUAAUAACAUAUCUAUAAGUUCAAACGAGAAGAGUGAAGACAAGGAUAACGUGUUGGAUAUAGCGGAGCAGAUAAGUUCCGUCGACUUGAACGGUCAGGAUUCUCAGGGCUCUGAGAAUGUGCUGAGGCGGUCAAAGAAAGGGAACCUGAAGCAAGGCGGCAAGCCGCCGCUGGCGAGGCGAGUAAGCUUCGAUCCCCUCGCGCUACUGCUGGAUGCUAGUUUAGAAGGCGAGUUGGAGCUUGUCAAGAAAACUGCAACACAGGUGCAGAAUGCAAGCGCUGCAAAUGACGAAGGGAUCACAGCUCUGCACAACGCCAUCUGUGCGGGGCACUUUGAAAUUGUUAAGUUUCUCGUGGAGCUAGGAUGUGACGUGAACGCGCAGGAUUCAGAUGGAUGGACGCCAUUGCACUGCGCGGCGUCUUGUAACAACCUGCCAAUGGUGCGAUUCCUCGUCGAUAACGGAGCGUGCAUAUUUGCAACGACGCUGUCAGACCACGAGACGGCGGCUGAAAAGUGCGAGGAGGACGAAGAAGGCUUUGACGGCUGUUCAGAGUAUCUAUACAGUGUCCAAGAGAAGCUAGGCAUAAUGAACAACGGCCUAGUGUACGGCGUGUUCUCAUACACGGCGGCGCGACCGGACGAGCUGUCGUUCGAGACCGGCGCGCGCCUGCAAGUUCUCCGCAAGGGGGACGACAGCGAGCGGGAAUGGUGGUGGUGCCGCGAUGAUAGCGGCCGCGAGGGCUACGUGCCUAGGAACCUGCUGGGGUUAUAUCCAAGAGUAACCCCGCAGCAGGAAUGAAGAAACAAUGAAGCUUAACAAUAUUAUGACCUGAUAUCAUGUACAGUUCUCUAAUUUUUAAAUUAUUUAUAUAAUUGUAAUCUAUAAAAAAUACUGUAUCUAUACAAUUUUAUCAGAUCUAAUAUUUUGUACAUAUUUAACUUAGUUCAAAACGAAUGAGAUUAUGUUGUACAUUUUAUAAAUAUUUGAGUCAUCAUUUAAAUUGAUCGUGGAAAUUUGUAUAUUGUUCUUAGGACGCUGCAAAUAUUGUGAGAUAUUAUACAUAAAUUGACAAUACAAAUAUGAAUGGAAACAA
Molecule: messenger RNA, 4710 nt
Organism: Leguminivora glycinivorella
Lineage: Eukaryota; Metazoa; Arthropoda; Insecta; Lepidoptera; Tortricidae
Gene: ASPP
Product: apoptosis-stimulating of p53 protein 2
Exons: 14
Coding region: 834-4415 (1193 amino acids)
Biological process (GO): regulation of apoptotic process; signal transduction
Cellular component (GO): nucleus
Molecular function (GO): p53 binding
Source: RefSeq, a predicted model, not a curated record